AUGUCGCUCCCGCUCGUCCGCCUUGUUGUUCUCUGUGUCGCCCUGUUCUUUGCCAUUGUCGCGCUCGGGCUUGGCGCAGCGGUGGAGAGUGCCACCGAGACGCUGGAGGACCUGUCCUUCGCCUACGCCUCGCUCGCCAUCGCCGCAGCCGUGCUCACAUUGCUCAGCGUCGGGCCCAUGGUAGCCCUCGAGCUCCUGCGCCCCGGCGGCCCCGCCUCGUGGCUCUGGGUCGAGAUCUCCGUGCUGCUCGUGCUCUCUAUUUUAUGGCUCGCGACCGGCGGCGCGACGGCGAACGUGCUGCAGGUGCUCAACGAGUUCGGGUACUGCACCGCGGGCGUCACCGGCGCCGGCGGCGGCGCCGGCGAGAGCCUCUGUGGCGAGACGCAAGGCGUCGCGGCGAUGGGCUUCCUCAGCUGGCUGCUCCUGAUGGGCUAUGCCGGUAUGCUGCUGGUCGUUGGCAUCCAGGCCGCGUCGCGCGGGCAGUCCGACGUCUGGACGACGUCCGUCGCGGACCUGGGGUACCUCCAGCCACCUGUGGCCAAGAAGCCGAACAGUGACCGGGUGUGA
Mycena indigotica is the source of this 567-nucleotide messenger RNA. RefSeq lists its product as uncharacterized. Gene Ontology annotation, cellular component: membrane. The coding region runs from base 1 to 567 and encodes 188 amino acids. The record is from RefSeq and is a predicted model, not a curated record. The transcript is spliced from 4 exons. Lineage: Eukaryota; Fungi; Basidiomycota; Agaricomycetes; Agaricales; Mycenaceae.